GAAUUUUUAUAGCCAAAAUGGAAGUAAUCAUAGUUGUAUUUGCUUUAGUUUCUUUAGUUGGGACUUACGCCCAAAGUCCAAGUUCAUCUUGUCCUGAAGUGUCUGUAGUACAAAAUUUCAACGCGACGGGGUAUCUUGGUAAAUGGUAUGAGCAGAUGAAAUAUCCAUUCAUCUUCGAACUAGACGCCAAGUGUAUUUCCGCAGAAUAUUCGUUGAAUCCCAAUGGUACUGUGAGAGUACUGAACCAACAGAUCAACAUUGGAACUGGCCAUCCAAAUUCGAUUGAAGGAACUGCGCGUUUGGAUUCCACUACUGGUGAAGCAAAGUUGUUGGUUAAUUUUCCAACAGCACCAAUUCACUUCGAUUCACCAUACUGGGUAGUAGCAACUGAUUAUGUUAGUUAUUCAGUAGUAUGGUCUUGCGCUGAAGUUCCCCUAAUUGGAAAAUCAACACAUGCUUGGAUCCUCACUCGUGAAAGGAACCCUUCGAGAGAUCUCAUCGAUAAAGCCUUGAGUGUUUUCGAAAAACAGCACCUGUCUACAACUUCUUUGCUGACAACAGAUCAACAAGAUUGCCCGAAACAGUAAUGAUUCUAUUAAAUGAUUCACGGGGUCUGAUAUCUCCGCUAUCAUUAUUUCGAAUAAAAUUCACACAAAAU
This is a messenger RNA of Phaedon cochleariae (mustard beetle), 658 nucleotides long. NCBI's taxonomy places the organism in Eukaryota, Metazoa, Arthropoda, Insecta, Coleoptera, Chrysomelidae. The record is from the annotation of a GenBank genome assembly.